Auxenochlorella protothecoides is the source of this 1644-nucleotide messenger RNA. RefSeq lists its product as hypothetical. Bases 1 to 1644 code for a protein of 547 amino acids. The record is from RefSeq and is a predicted model, not a curated record. Lineage: Eukaryota; Viridiplantae; Chlorophyta; Trebouxiophyceae; Chlorellales; Chlorellaceae. Gene Ontology annotation, biological process: UDP-N-acetylglucosamine biosynthetic process. Gene Ontology annotation, molecular function: UDP-N-acetylglucosamine diphosphorylase activity. The transcript has 7 exons.
AUGAGACCCAGGACUUUCUUCGAAACACGAGGCGAGUUUGUGGGAGGGGAGGGCGCGACAGUCGAGCGCCACCUGGCCCUGCUGGGGGUUAGGGAUGCUUACCUGCUGCUCGUCCUAGUCCCCCUGGGCCAGCGUCACGUCCUGACCACCAUCCCCACGGGUCUGGCCCUGAACGAUGCGUUUGCCAAGCUGCUGGCCUCCCUGGCCGGCGUGGAGCGGGCCUACGACGCCAUCGGCGGCCUGGCCGGCUACCAGCUGCACCUGCUGGAGUCGUUGGUGCGCGACACGCUGGCGCGCGAGCAUCUGCACUGGCGCCUGCACGGUGGCGCGCCGCGCCCCACCACGCCCGUGGCCAUCAUGACCAGCGCGGCCAAGGGCAACGCGUGGCGCGUGGAGGCGCUGUGCGAGGCGCGUGGGUGGUGGGGCCGCGGGCGCGACGCCUUCCGCCUCUUCUCCCAGCCCCUGGUGCCCGUGCUGAGCGCGGCCGACGCGCGCUGGCUGCUGCCCGCGCCCCUGGCCCCGCUGAUGAAGCCGGGCGGGCACGGCGUCAUCUGGAAGCUCAUGCUGGACGAGGGCGUGUACGACUGGCUGCGCGGGCGGGGGCGUGCCGCCGCGGUGCUGCGCCAGAUCAGCAACCCCCUGGCGGGGACAGACGACACGGCGCUGGCGCUGGCGGGGCGGGGCCUGGCGCGGGGCAAGGCGUUCGGCUUCGCCUCCUGUGAGCGCGUGGUGGGCGCGGCGGAGGGCGUGAACGUCCUGGCCAGGUUCGCGGACGAGGGUGGGGAUGGCAGCGACGCCGCCCCCCCGCCGCGCUACGCGGUGACCAACGUGGAGUACACCGAGUUCGGGGCACGGGGCCUGGUCACCUCCUCGGCCAAGCGCGCGGCGGCGCCCGGGUCCACGGCCAUCCACCAGACGCCGGUGGGCUCGUUCUACGACCUCCAGCUCAACGCCGCCGAGCUGCUGGGCCGGUGCGGCUUUGACGUGCCCCAGGUAGGAACCGUGCCGGAGUACCUGGCCUCCGGCCCCGGCCUCAUCUUCCUGUACCACCCCGCGCUGGGCCCGCUGUGGUCCGUGGUCGCGCAGAAGCUGCGUGGCGGGCGCCUGGCCCCACGCGCCGAGCUGCAGCUGGAGGUGGCGGAGGCCGACGUCCAGGGGCUGGACCUGGAGGGCAGCCUGCUGGUGCUGGCCGACGACCCCUGCGACGGCGAGGCCGAGGUCGGCGGGGCGUGCGCGGAGAACCCAGACCGCCACCCGCGCCUGACCUUCAGCUCGCGCUGCGGCCGCCUGCGCCUGCGCGACUUGGCCGUGCGCAACGCCGGCGUGGACUACGCGGACCCGAGCAACGUGUACUGGCGCCACGCGGUCGCGCGCCACGCCGCCUGCCGCGUGCACCUGCACGGGCACGCCGAGCUGGACGCGGCCGGAGUCACGCUGGUGGGGGACCUGGACUUCCACGUGCCCGACGGCCACCGCCUGACCCUGCGCCCCGACGCCUCGCCGCGCGGCUGGAGUGCCGUGCUGGAGCCCAUCGCCGCGCCCUCCUGGAACUGGCGCUAUGCGCUGGGCGAGGACGGCACCGGCGUCGUGCUCAGCCUGGAGGAGGCGCCGGCGCGCUGGUGUGGCAGCGGCGGCCACGCCUGA